Messenger RNA from Micropterus salmoides (largemouth bass), 3302 nucleotides. RefSeq names its product intraflagellar transport 80 homolog (Chlamydomonas) (gene ift80). The transcript is spliced from 20 exons. Bases 370 to 2703 code for a protein of 777 amino acids. Gene Ontology annotation, cellular component: centrosome; intraciliary transport particle B; cilium. Gene Ontology annotation, biological process: cilium assembly. The record is from RefSeq and is a predicted model, not a curated record. Gene Ontology annotation, molecular function: protein binding. NCBI's taxonomy places the organism in Eukaryota, Metazoa, Chordata, Actinopteri, Centrarchiformes, Centrarchidae.
AAGCUGUUUAUGAUUAGCAGAUUAAAUGGCUACCAAAGGUUAGCCUUGAUAACGCUAGCGACACAUUUCGUGAUGGGUGGGCUUGCGCUGUACCGUUCUGACUCUUCAUGCAACUUUUGCAGGAGUAAAUGAUACGCAUGCAAUUGCUGGUUGUCCCACAGUAAACUCGGAAACGACAGAACGAUGUCUGGUUUAACCAGACAACCAAUUUCACGUUAGCAUAAGUUUCAAGACUCGGGGACAUCUGAGGAUUCACGUUAGCGACAGUGGCAGGUACCGUAGCAACUGCAGACGCUAGUUUCAGCUACCAGAGCAUGCCAACAACUGACUCGCCUAAUUUACGGGGGAUCAACAGAGCAAACAUCCACCAUGAGACUGAAAACAUCGCUGCUACAAGAACCCAAACAUAAGGAACUUGUGAGUUGUGUUGGCUGGACCACAGCUGAUGAGCUGUACUCAUGCAGUGAGGACCACCAUAUCCUCAAGUGGAACCUGCUGACGAGUGAGACCAAUCUGGUUGUCAAAUUGCCAGAGGACAUUUACCCCAUUGACCUACACUGGUUCCCCAAAGCAGUUGGUGGCAAGAAACAGAACCAGGCUGAAAUCUUUGUCCUUACCAGUACUGAUGGGAAGUUCCACCUGGCCUCCAAGAUAGGGCGCAUUGAGAAGAGUGUUGAAGCACACAAAGGAGCUGUUUUGGCUGGAAGAUGGAACUACGAUGGGACUGCACUUAUCACAGCUGGAGAAGAUGGACAGAUCAAGAUCUGGUCAAAAAGUGGGAUGUUACGCUCAACACUAGCCAACCAGGGGUCUCCUGUGUAUUCUGUGGCCUGGGGUCCAGACUCAGACAGAAUCCUCUACACAUCAGGAAGACAGCUAGUCAUCAAGCCCCUGCAACCCAGCGCCAAAGUCAUACAGUGGAAGGCUCAUGAUGGGGUUGUUCUGAAGGUGGACUGGAACUCAGUCAAUGACCUCAUACUGUCAGGUGGAGAAGACUGUAAAUAUAAGGUAUGGGACAGCUUUGGCCGUCUGCUUUACUCCUCGUCGUCUCAUGACUACCCGGUCACCUCUUUGUCCUGGGCUCCAGAUGGAGAGGUGUUUUCUGUGGGCUCCUUCAACACCCUGCGGCUCUGUGACAAGACUGGAUGGUCCUAUGCGUUGGAGAAGCCCAACACAGGCAGUGUGUUCAGCUUGGCCUGGUCUGCAGACGGCACCCAGCUGGCUGGGGCCUGUGGCAAUGGGCAUGUCAUAUUUGCCCAUGUGGUGGAGCAGCAUUGGGAGUGGAAGAAUUUCGUGAUCACCCUUACCAAGAGGAGAACCAUGCAGGUGAGGAAUGUGAUGAACGAUGCAGUGGACGUAUUGGAGUUUAGAGAUCGAGUCAUCAAAGCCUCUCUGGCAAACGGUCACCUAGUGGUCGCCACUUCCCUCCAGUGCUAUGUCUACAACUCAAGAAACUGGAAUACUCCCCUCAUCUUUGACCUGAAGGAGGGAACAGUGAGCCUCAUCCUGCAAGCGGAGAAAUAUUUUCUGCUAGUUGACGGAGCAGGAUUGUAUACGUUCUCCUAUGAGGCUCGAUUGAUAUCCUCCCCCAAGUUCCCUGGAAUGAGAGCUGACAUCCUAAAUGCCCAGGGUGUCUCACUUAGUAAUGACACCAUUGCCAUCCGAGACAAGAGUGAUGAAAAAGUCAUCCUUCUCUUUGACACUCUGACCGGGAAAGCACUUGGCGAUGGGAAGCCCUUGACUCACAAGCUGGAGGUGGUGGAGAUAGCUCUGGAUCAGCGUGGUCCAUCCACUGAAAGGAAAAUUGCCUUAAUAGACAAGAACCGUGACCUUUACUUGACCUCUGUGCAUCAUCUUGGGCGAGAACCCAAAAUCUGCAAAAUUGGUAGCAUGGUUCACAGUAUGGCAUGGAAUGAUGCCUCUAACAUCCUGUGUGGAGUCCAAGACAACCAGUUAACAGUGUGGUAUUACCCGAGUGCUGUCUUCACUGACAAGGAGUUGCUGCCAAAAACACUGUGCAUAAAGGAUGGCAGCGAGUUUAGCCGUGCACCCCACAUUCUGAGCUAUGUUGGCACGAAGGUGACCUUACGCCAAGGAGACGGUUCACUUGUGUUCAGCACUGUACCUCCCUACCCAGCCCUCCUGCACGAAUACAGCACCUCUGCACGCUGGGAGGAUGCACUGCGCCUCUGCCGCUUCGCCAAGGACCAAUCUUUGUGGGCAUGUCUUGCUUGUAUGGCAAUGGCAAACAGGGAGCUGACUACAGCGGAGAUGGCCUAUGCUGCCAUUGGAGAGUUACCUAGGGUGCAGUACAUCAACUUUAUAAAGGAGCAGCCAUCUAAGGAGUCAUCUUUGGCCCACAUGCUGAUGUUCAGUGGUCAGGUCCACGAGGCUGAGGCCACACUGUUACAAGCUGGUCUCAUCUACCAGGCCAUACGAAUCAACAUUGACCUGUUCAGCUGGGAGAGGGCACUGGAGCUGGCAGUCAAACACAAGACCCAUGUGGACACCGUGCUGGCCUAUAGACAGAAGUUCCUACAGACAUUUGGCAGGAAGGAGACCAAUAAAAGAUUCCUGCAGUAUGCUGAAGGGGUUGAGGUGGACUGGGAAAAAAUCCAGGCGAAGAUAGAGAUGGAGUUGUCUAAAGAGAGAGAGAAAGCUGCUAAUGCCUCUAUGAGGAGUAGCAUGGCUUCACGACGUUAAUGUUCAGGGGACCUUUCUCUAAAACAUCAGCUUUGCAGAAUUUGAUUCCUAUGUGUUUUUAACAUUUGGUGAAGAUUAGGUGGUUUGGCUUGGCCUCAGUAAUAAAAAAAUGUCUGUACUUGCCCACCGUUAGUUAAAACGUACAUGCAAGCAAAAACAAAAGGGACCAUCUGGAGAUGUGAAGAUCAGUAGGCCACGAUUAAUAUGACACUCGACUUACUACAGUCGUGUGGCACAUGUUGCAUAAUGUAAAACAUUUGCACAAUGUUGUACAUGACAUUCUGUUUCUGUGGGUGGAUGAUGUGACAUUUGAACUGUAUCUAUAUUUUUCAGCAACAACAACAAUAUGGCUUUCCAGUCAUAUCAGCUUCUUGGUGAUUUCAGUGUGUCACAUUCAAAGUUGAUUGUUUUCCAUUUGUCAAAAUUAGCUUGGUAUGCUCAGUCAUGCCCAAACAUAUUGCUUUGUUUUUGUCAGUGAUGUUUGAUGUGUUUUUUAUGUAUAGAUAUUUUUACAGUUCAUAUAUUCAUGCCUUCUGUAAACACUAAAAAGAAUGUUGGUUAAUAAAACAGCUGGAAAUGCUGUGUAUAUUCAGCCAAGA